CCUCCCCCGUGUUUAAAAAUCACCAGAAGGCUGCCCGUGAAGAGGGAGGGGGAGGAGAGCGAGCAGGGAGCGGAGCGAGCAGAAGCCUCGCAGCAGAAGGAGCGCCGCUGGCCGCAAGGUUCAUCCCAAAGGCUGAGAGUCGUUGAUCACCUCUUUCCGGUUGACAUACCAGAGGACAGCCACACUAUGUCAUCUGACCAGACUUCUCAGUCCACUGUGCCACCUCUCCACUCUCCAAAGUCACCUGUGUGGCCAAUUUUCCCUUUUAACAGAGAGGGAAGCCGGAUCUGUGAGAGAGGCGCCCACCUUCUUCGGGACUUACCCAGCCCACUUCCCACAAAAAGAACCAGGACAUACUCUGCGACGGCUCGUGCUUCCGCUGGUCCUGUCUACAAGGGUGUGUGUAAGCAGUUUUCACGCUCCCAGGGCCACGGUUUCAUCACCCCGGAGAGUGGCACAGAGGACAUAUUUGUACAUGUGUCUGACAUCGAGGGGGAAUAUGUUCCAGUAGAAGGAGAUGAGGUCACAUACAAAAUCUGCCCCAUCCCACCAAAGAACCAGAAGUUCCAGGCUGUGGAGGUGGUGCUUACCCAUUUAGCUCCACACACAAAGCAUGAAACGUGGUCUGGCCAAAUAAUUGGAUCGUAAACUUCUUUUUGAGCCUGCAGGACAACCCCACCAAGGAGGUGGGGUUGAAUGGUGUGGUGGGUGGUGGAACUGCUGGAGCAAUGGAAGAGAGCCCAGGCUGCCAAUUCUUGUUUGCAGUGUGACAUGUUGGCAUUUAUGUUGUCUUUUCUAAGAUUUA
Molecule: messenger RNA, 805 nt
Organism: Lacerta agilis (Sand lizard)
Lineage: Eukaryota; Metazoa; Chordata; Lepidosauria; Squamata; Lacertidae
Gene: CSDC2
Product: cold shock domain containing C2
Exons: 4
Coding region: 187-648 (153 amino acids)
Biological process (GO): regulation of mRNA stability
Cellular component (GO): cytoplasm
Molecular function (GO): mRNA 3'-UTR binding
Source: RefSeq, a predicted model, not a curated record